AUAAAAUCAAACAUUGGACGACUUUGUAAUUUAAAUAUUAGACGCUAUCUCAGUUUAUCCCACUUUAAACCAGAGGGCUGACUAUUCAACAUAUAUCAGAAUGGGAAUAGGUGUCUUUUUAGCGGGGUGCCUGAUCAUCGUGCCCAUAGUUACGGCGCAGCAGUCCAGUGGAUGUGAUAAAGCUCUCUUUCAACAAGAGCUAGGGGAAUUUUUGAAUCGAACGAAUGGAACAGACCAUGGGGCCGCUCACGUUUUCCUCGAGAGUGAGGGUGCGGCGUUUCGUCGAAUGCUAAAAGACAACCCAAACAGCAAUUCAUUAACAACGUUGCUAGGCCAAAUGUGUCACGUUUUGAACAAGACUGCUGAGGCUGCAAAAUCAAUUGUUAUGAGCCAAACGACGGGCUGUGUGCACAGAGAUGUCUUCAGAGCUGACAACACAAUCUUCUCCAAGUUUGCUACAGCGUACAAGCACAUAUGUAACAAAUCAGAAGCAGCUUCUCCGACCAUUUUAAAUAUCUUGUCCAAAGUUAACACGUCCUGCCUCACGGGAUCUCAAAUGACUGCCAUUGACAAAUGUUCGGCUGACUUGGAUGCUCAGCAAAAUCGAACAGGGCGACCAGAUCCAGAUGACCCAAGCGUCAACAGAACACUUCUUGAACUUGAAGGCAACAAAACAUGUCGAUUUCUUAUGAGCUCGACUUCUUGUGUCAAAGACAAGUUUAAAUCCAUACGCACGUGUAACAGCGAAACUAAGAAAUUCCUCAGUAUGAAACGGAUGCUGCUUAAUAAAGUACCAUUCAGCGAUGGUUUCCAGGAAAGAGUUCAAAAAUUCACUGCUGAUAGAGAAAAGAUUGACUUCAAUAACAAAGAGAACAGAAAGAAACGUGCUUCCAUAUAUUUCAAAAGCUAUGGGCAUCUUACGUUCAGAGAUCCAUGCUCAGGUAAACGCAAGAAUCAAACGGUGAAGUUAGCAGUAGGGGAACACACCUUCUUGAAAGAUAACAACACUGAAAUCAAAAUCACAGUCGCGGAGUUGAGUAGCGGUGGCCCUGUCUACAUCACAAACGUACAAUUAACAAUGACUGGACGGGAUGGGUCAACCAUUGUUGAUAAACAGACGGAUUGUACUACAACCGCUGAUCUGGCGGCGUCUCUUACUUCCAGUAAUCCGAGUACGCCUGCUGUUACAACUGUUGGUGACGAGGGAAGUUCGGACGAAACCGACGUUCGGGCUCCCAAACCAAAGAUCAAUGUUAUUCGCAGCAAGAAACGCGGAGUUCAUAUCUUAUUGCAAAAGGCAGAGUACGAAAACAGCAGCGGGGUGAAGACCAGAUUCUGUAUGAUUGGAGCUCGAAUCCCUGCGAAACUUUUUGAAAAUGCUAUGUCAGGAUUGGCCGUCUCUGGAGUCCCGGAUGACAACGUUGUUGACACCUCUAAUGUUGGCAGUACACGCCGAAAACGUGCAACAUCAUGUGCUUCUGAUGACGUGGUGUGUAAUUACGAUUCCGCCUAUGCUACGGUUGAAUCGAUCACGACGGCAAACAGUGAAUUUAAUGAGGAAGAUGCGGCGGUCGAAUCGGAAGAUCAGGAGGUUACAGAUGCGCAAGGAGGGGCUGGUGGUGAAAGUGCCUCAGCUGUUUUUGUCCCAACAACAAUAUUGCUUGUUGGUGCAAUUCUGUUAACAAUGUUCUAAGAAGAAACCAAAGAUGCGAUCAUCCCCAAAUAUCAUUGACAUUUUUUGUCUCAUUUUUAAUACUCGGUUCCUCAAAGGCAACGUAUUUGUAGAAGUCAAUGCCUUAAAUUGGAGUUCGACCAGUGGUCAGGGCUAUGAAAUAAGUAUGAAAUUGUUUCCUACUUAACCACUGAUCAAUCAACAGACCCAACAAAAUUGUAGUAUACCAUUUAUCCGACUAUGAACUGGCAUUUUUGAAGAACAACUUUAUAGACUUGGAUAUCAUUUUUAUCAAUUCAUACAAAAACAUCCCCUCUAAAAAUGUAGCAAUCGCACUUUGAGGAGUGUUAUUAAACAAACAGGAGAACAUUCUAUUAAAUUGCGAGCCAGGGUCGCCAAACUUGGAAUGAGGAUUAUAUAUGUUGUUAAUGUCAUGAGGAAUUUUGUUACAA
This is a messenger RNA of Owenia fusiformis, 2124 nucleotides long. The record is from the annotation of a GenBank genome assembly. Lineage: Eukaryota; Metazoa; Annelida; Polychaeta; Sabellida; Oweniidae.